Diaporthe batatas is the source of this 2748-nucleotide messenger RNA. RefSeq lists its product as uncharacterized. Gene Ontology annotation, biological process: carbohydrate metabolic process. Bases 1 to 2748 code for a protein of 915 amino acids. The transcript has a single exon. NCBI's taxonomy places the organism in Eukaryota, Fungi, Ascomycota, Sordariomycetes, Diaporthales, Diaporthaceae. The record is from RefSeq and is a predicted model, not a curated record.
AUGGCGGGCGUCAAGGUGAACAGCCUUCGAUUCGACCACCACCCUGACACAGAUCCUCUUGGCAUUGGCACGGCAGAACCACGGCUGUCUUGGAGCUUCGCCGGUGAAGCCAAGAAUUGGAAACAGACGUCCUACGAAUUGGAAAUCUCCAAGGCUGGACAAGCAGAAGAUGAGCACAUUCGCGCCGAGACAGACAAUUGUCUCUUUAUUCCUUGGCCAUUCAAGCCGUUGAGAUCUCGCGAAACAGUUGCACUGAGGCUUAAGGCUGCCGGCACCGGUGAUGGAGGGGAAGCAGCAACCGAGUGGACUGCGAAGCAGCAUGUGGAAGCAGGUCUCCUUCAGCGGUCCGACUGGAAGGCCAAAUUCAUCACGUCCACCCAGCAGACGCCGAAGGACAAGCCACACCGACCAGUCCGAUUCAGGAGCCCAUCCUUUGAUAUCAACAUCAAGGAUAAGCUGUCUGGCAACGAGAAACCGAGAGCAAGGCUCUACAUUAGCUCGCUGGGUGUAUACGAGGCUCACAUCAAUGGCACCCGCGUCGGCGAUCUACAGAUGGCACCGGGCUGGACCAGCUAUAAUCACCGGCUGCCGUACCAAGUGUUUGAUGUCACCGACAGUCUCGACUGGACAUCGCAGAACGUUUUGGGUGUUGAGGUAGCAGAGGGCUGGUACGCCACCCGGCUCACCUGGGUUGAUGGCGUCAGGAACGUGUACGGAGACAAAUUGGGCGUGCUUGCACAGCUCGAGAUCCAGAAGCCCGACGGCAGUGUCAUACAGCAGGUCGUCUCAGAUGAUUCCUGGUCCACACACUCGUCGAGCCUUGUGACCAGCGAGUUGUACGACGGAGAAGUGUACGACAUGCGCGACGAUCUCCCGGGCGAUUGGAGGGCUGUCUCGUUCGACCAAGCAAAAGACUGGGACAAAGCGUCCGUUCUGGACUUUGCAUGGGACAAGACCUCGCUGAUAUCUCCCGACGUGCCCCCGGUGCGAGUCACAGAGACUGUCCGACCCAAAGAGAUCUUCAAGAGCAAGAGUGGCAAGACGCUGAUCGACUUCGGGCAGAACCUGGUCGGCAAGAUCCAGAUCCUUCAGACUCUGCAGCUCGAAGAAGGCCAGACUCUCACGCUCAAACAUGCCGAGGUGCUUGAAAACGGUGAGCUCGGGACUCGCCCUCUACGCAAGGCUGGGGCUACAGACAGGGUCAUAUUUGGAAAGGGAAGCACACUGAAAGAUUGGACCCCGAAGUUCACGUUCCAUGGAUUCCGGUACCUCCAAAUCGAAGGAUGGACCCUGGAUGACGCGAAGAGCCCGCCCAGUGCAGACAACAUCGUCGCACUUGUGAUGCACUCGGACAUGGCUCGAACGGGGCAUUUCGACUGCUCCAAUGCCCUUGUCAACCAGCUGCAUUCCAACGUGAUAUGGAGUAUGCGAGGGAACUUCCUGUCCGUCCCAACUGACUGCCCGCAACGAGAUGAACGACUUGGAUGGACGGGUGAUAUCCAGGUCUUCUCGCCGACAGCCUCCUUUUUAUACUCAAGUGGUGGCUUCCUUGCGAAUUGGCUCCAGGAUUUGGCCCUGGAUCAAGAGGCUACUGGAGGGGUCGUGCCUGUCGUGAUCCCCGACGUCCUCACCAGUGAGGCGGGCUGGCCCAAUGAACCACAGGCUGUCUGGGACGACGUAGCCGUCAUACUGCCCUGGGUGAUCUACCAAUGGACGGGCGACGCAGCUGUGCUCCGGCGGCAGCUACCAAGCAUGCGGACCUACAUCGACAAUUCCAUCCGCCGGGACAAGAACGGUCUCCUUUGGGACCCGACCCUGUGGCAGCUGGGCGACUGGCUUGACCCCAACGCACCACCCUCAGAGCCAGGCCUGGCACGGACAGACGGUACACUCGUCGCCGACGCCUACUUGGUGGACGUGACUGGCCUGAUGGCGAAGAUCUCCACCGUCAUUGGCGAAGACGCCCUAGCAGCCAAGUACCAAGCCGACCACACACGUCUCAAGACUGCCUUCCAGGCAGCCUAUGUCGCAGCGUCCGGGCUAGUGGUCGCAGACUCCCAGACAGCACUGGCACUGGCCCUCUCCUUCUCGCUGCACUCCACACCGGAGCAGGCCCGCAACGCAGCAGACCGCCUCGCCCGCCUGGUCCGGUACUCCAAGUUCCGCGUGUCCACGGGCUUCGCGGGGACGCCGCUCGUGCUGCAUGCCCUGUCGCAGAACAAGGAGCACGUGCAGCUGGCGUACCGCAUGCUGCUCGAGAAGGAGUGCCCCUCCUGGCUGUACCCCGUGUCCAUGGGGGCGACGACCACCUGGGAGAGGUGGGACAGCAUGCUGCCCGACGGGACCAUCAACCCGGGCGAGAUGACGAGCUUCAACCACUACGCGCUCGGGUCUGUGGCGGCCUGGCUUCAUGAGGUCGUGGGCGGUAUCAAGAUGCUGGAGCCCGGGUGGAAGAAGUUCAGGGUAGCCCCUGUUCCCGGGGGUGACUUGACGAACGCCACUGUCAGGUUUGACAGUCCGUAUGGUACGAUUGGUGUCAAAUGGACCAUUGCAGACGGCCAGAAGCUCAAGGUCGAGGUUGAGGUUCCGCCUAACACGGAGGCUUCAGUUGUGUUGCCGGGAAAGAAUGAUGCCGACGAAGGCACUUGGGUUGGUUCUGGGCGCCACGAGUACGAUGUUGCGUAUGAAGCGCCUGGGAAAUGGCCCCCUCGCGCCAUGCUCACGCAGAUCCAACAGGAGGAAGAUUAG